This is a messenger RNA of Didymella exigua CBS 183.55, 192 nucleotides long. RefSeq lists its product as uncharacterized. Gene Ontology annotation, molecular function: nucleic acid binding; zinc ion binding. The transcript has 3 exons. Lineage: Eukaryota; Fungi; Ascomycota; Dothideomycetes; Pleosporales; Didymellaceae. The annotation marks the transcript as partial. The record is from RefSeq and is a predicted model, not a curated record.
ACCCUUACAGUUAAGGAAGGGCAGCGGAUAGCAGCUCUAAAGGAGUUUGGGGCACGUGGUGAUGGAAAGAAGUCAAAGAAGCGGGUGCGCGCUGAAAGGGGGAAACGCGGCAAAAGGCACUGCAAGUGCUGUGGUGAGACAGGGCACAACUCGCGCACGUGUAAAAAAGAUGUAGUAGAUGUUAGCAAUUAA